AUGCCCUCGAGCCUGACAUCAGCAAGUACCACUAUUCACGUACCUACAACAUCGACUAUAACAACAACAUCUUGCGACGAAAAUAAGUGUACUACCUCAGCAAUUGAGACCGGUAUCACUAUUAUAACUACCACUAACAAAUCGGGAACUACCAGCUAUACAACUUACUGUCCUUUGACUACAGAAUCCAAAUCCAAUGCCGAGCUGUCAACAAUAGAAUGGAACUGGAAUCAGUCCUCUUCUGAAUCUUCAUACUAUACUGAAUCUGUAUCUGAAACUCCAAAACCUCAUUCAAGUUAUGAAACUUUCGAAACUCUUACUACUAGUCCCCAAUCAUCUUCUGUUGAAUACACUUCAGUGCAAGAAACUUCAAUUUCUUCUGAUAUCGAAGCAGAAACUGAAAAUCAUAUAGGAUCAGUAUUAUCAACAUCCAGUACUAAUACCAAAGAUAUCACGAUUACAUUGACGAAAGAAAUUACCUCCACAUCAUGUACCGAUCAACACUGUUCAACAACAGUAUUGUCUACUGUUGUGACCUCAACCUCCUCCUUUAUAUUGCCUUCAUCAACUCUUAACUCUUACUCGCAUCCUUCGUCUAUUGCAAUCGAAUCAAGCUAUGAAGGUUUGGCUUGGAGUGGAAAACCAAUAUCUACUUUCAAUGUAAUAUUACCACUCACAUUUGCCAUUUUAUCUUUAUUCUAG
Debaryomyces tyrocola is the source of this 702-nucleotide messenger RNA. NCBI's taxonomy places the organism in Eukaryota, Fungi, Ascomycota, Pichiomycetes, Serinales, Debaryomycetaceae. The record is from the annotation of a GenBank genome assembly.